Messenger RNA from Xiphias gladius (swordfish), 3109 nucleotides. It is a transcript of the gene dnajb9a, whose product is annotated as DnaJ heat shock protein family (Hsp40) member B9a. The coding region runs from base 226 to 879 and encodes 217 amino acids. The record is from RefSeq and is a predicted model, not a curated record. Gene Ontology annotation, molecular function: misfolded protein binding; protein-folding chaperone binding. Lineage: Eukaryota; Metazoa; Chordata; Actinopteri; Istiophoriformes; Xiphiidae. Gene Ontology annotation, cellular component: endoplasmic reticulum. The transcript is spliced from 3 exons.
ACAGAGGGCAGAAACGUACCAACAUACAAUGUUAGCUUACCCUGAUACAGCGAAAGGAUCGAAGAAGAAAUGGAAACGAUGCUGCUGCUGCUGCUAACAACUGUCCUUCGAUAAUACCAACAACCUAACACUGUCAUGUUUAACAUUGGUUAAGCAGUUCACAGGCAGUGUGAGUGGACCAUAAGCAGCUCUCCUGUCAAACCUAAAGGAGGUGACGCCAGAGCCAUGGCGGCUGCACAGUCGGCUGUAACUUUUGCAGUGUGCAUCCUCAUGAUAACAGAGCUCAUACUUGCCAAGAAAGACUACUAUGAUAUACUAGGAGUGCCUAAAGAUGCCACCGAGCGACAGAUAAAAAAGGCUUUCCACAAGCUUGCAAUGAAAUAUCACCCUGAUAAGAACAAGAGUCCGGACGCUGAAGGGAGAUUCAGGGAAAUUGCUGAAGCUUAUGAAACUUUAUCAGACGAAACCAGAAGAAGAGAAUAUAACCAGUUUGGUGACACCUCUGCACACUUCACUGGGGAGACUCAAGGCAGACAUAGACAUGGUGCUCACCAACCUUUCAGCUUCAGCUUUGAUGACAUAUUCAAGGACUUUGACAUCUCCAGCCAAAACAGGCAUGCCCGUCACCGAAGACACUUUGAAGAACACUCCAGGUCACACAAGGAGCCACACAGCAGACACAAGAGACACUUUCAAGGAGGUUUUGGAGCAGGUAUCUUUGAUGACAUGUUUGAAGACAUAGAGCGAAUGUUUACUUUUGACAGACACACCAAACAGACUGAAAACAGGUUUCAUGGUGCGUCAAAACAACACUGUAGAACGGUGACACAACGCAGGGGAAAUAUGGUAACCACCUACACAGACUGCACUGCACCUUAAGAUGCAACGUAAAGCGACUUAAGACUUAAAAUUGCCUUAAGGGGAUACAAUACUGUUGUAUUGAUUAGGUAACUGAAAGCCACUUGGUUCAAAUGCUGUGAAAUUUGAACUGUGAUUUUGAGAACUGACAUUCAGGCAGAGAAUGACAAGCACUGACUACACAGUUCACUCAGCUUAGGUCUAAAUUCAAAUAAGCUAUGUUUUAUUCAAGCUAUUCCCUGUGUUUUCUCAUUGACUUGUACAGGAUUGUAGUAGUUUUUCGCUUCUUGUUGAAGGAAGCUGGUAGAGUAUUUUUUUUCAGUAUUUUUUUCAAGCACCUUCUUUUCAUAGUUGAAUUUGAAACCAUUGUUAAUUUUACUGAUUUAAGAAAUAAAACAGACCUGGCACACAAAUGCCUGUGCCGGUUCACCACUAAUUCACCUACCGCUCUGUUUGUGCGCAGUUUUUAGUUUUUCCUUUGUAUAGGUUUUGCUAUUGUGAGUCUCAAAUCACAGCUAAAGGCAGAGACAAUAGCAUCCAGUGGAGUUUUGCUUAUGGUUGUCAAAUGGGGAGCAAUGUCAACAAAAACCUGGGACCCUGCACAUGUUGAGGUGCUCAAUGUAAAUUUUUGGGUUUGUACUACAUCUUGUUGUAAUAUGUGUACUCUACAGUGCCAGCCUCACUUUUAAACGCCAUAUAUUUUAAUGUUUGUGGUGAAAUCUCAAGCAUUGUUUAUUAAAGAAUUGUAAAUACCCCUAAAUUAUAAAAUAUAAUCAGGGAAGAGGUAAGCGUGAAUGUAGAAAUGUCUAUGACUCAGAUUUUAAUGGAAGUGGCCUAAAAAGACCUGCACUAAUUUCAACCAAGUGUGAAGAUUAUAAUGUAUUUUGCUAAGACUGUUUCAGAGAGUUUUUGAUUCAACUUAUAUGUAAUUUUCGAGGCUGUACUUUGUCGUGUUGGGUUGGAUUAUACUCUUAAAGUAUUGGCUACACCUUUACAAUAUAACACAGUCCAAAAGAAAAGAACCACAAACACUGCCACCUCAAAAAUAAACAGAGUUAAAUCAUACUUAUCUGAAAACUGACGAAGUUUCACACAAAUAUUGCAGGAUUAUUACUACUGGAUUGCAUUAUGCUUUGCAGUUGUGUUAUUUUGUUAAACCUCAUAUAUUGUCAUUAUUUUCCAAGGCUAUUUUUUUUAAUGAGGGUUUUGUUAGAGUUUGAUAGAACUGUAGAUUGGUCACAUAUACUGUGACCUCUGUUGAGCUCCGUUAUCUUAUGCUGUUCUUACAACUUGGAUAUCAAAAUGCCGAUUCUUAGAAAUUUUCACUGCUAAAAAUCACCCUCAUAAGACACAAGUUUGUGACAGUGUUGCAGGUAUUUACAUUAAUUUGUGUACCUCAGAGUGUCAUAAGUUAUCUAUAUCAAGGCCACCUUUUAGUAUAACGAAAAGUCACAGGUUUAAAUUCUACCUUUUUAAGCAAACUGCUCUUUACUUUUUAAAUGUCGGAUAUUUAAUAUGGAUUUACAGUUUCAUAACAUGAAAUUUGAACCACAAUUCCUGAAAUAUAGGUAUUGCAAAACUUUUGACUGACAUGUAAUUUAACUGGCAGUGGAACACUUGAACCAUAAGCUCCAGUAUGUACUAGGGGGUUUUAUGACUCCUAAUUCUACUAGUCAGCAGAUUUUGUAUUAAACAAAAAUGGUAAGACAACCAUUCCUUUGCAGCAUGUUGAAUACAGCUGCCCAUUUUAAUUGCAACUGGCAUUUUGCAGUGUAAAAUAUAGCGUUCAUAUUUUUGGAUUAAGAUCAAGUGUAAGAACACUGCAGUACAAAGGUGAAGAAAUAAUUAUAUAUAUAUAUAUGUACAAACAAGCAUUGGUGUUCUGCAAUUGACUAGUUAGUGAAACACUCAGUACAUACUGUAGAAGAUGAAACUUUUGCAAGCAUUCCAUGUGUUACCUCAUUCCUGUAAACUAGGUACAGUGAUGUGCUCCUUUGAACUUGUGUUGUGCAAUGUGUAUUUCCUAUAUUGGGACUGUUGUAAAAAAAAAAAAAAAAUCCAAUAGCACUUUCAAUUUUGUAUAAAUUUCCUGAUAUGUGUGUUGUUAUUAAAGAAUGUGUUUGGAGAAAGAAAAUGUAGGGAACAAAUUUAAAUUCUUUCUCUUAGCUUCUUUUUUAUGUUAUAUAAGAGUGAGAAUGUUGUGUUCAUUAACAUUUUUGACAAGAGAAUUAGCAAAAAUAAAUAAAAUUUA